Molecule: messenger RNA, 819 nt
Organism: Maudiozyma saulgeensis
Lineage: Eukaryota; Fungi; Ascomycota; Saccharomycetes; Saccharomycetales; Saccharomycetaceae
Source: the annotation of a GenBank genome assembly
AUGGAACAUACCCAAUCCAUACGGUCGAGGAUACCCUAUUCCUUUCACUCGGUAAUUUGUCUCUUAUAUUUGGUGCUAUUUCUGGUUGGCACAUUUCUUAGUUUUGCGGUACCUGAAAGUGCAAAGGAACACCAAAAGAAAACUAUCUACCUUUUAAACUCCGGAAAUUUUAUCAAUGCCAUCUUUGCGUACAAGGGUAAUUUAGUUUGGACAAUAUUAUUUAUUUACUUAGCUAUUGUUCAAAUCUACAUUCACACUCAAAAUUUCGAACUAUUACCAACCUCAAGUGAGAGGCAUACUCGAAAUUUUUCACUUACAGAUGGCAAUGUUGGAAAAUAUACAAAACAAUAUAUUAUUAAAUAUAUUAUAAAGAAUCUUCUUCUCUUUAUUUGCUUUGUCGUAAUUGAUGAAAUCUUUAUUUUUACAGGUGGUCAAUGUAGUAGCGGCGAUCAAAACAUAGGAUUACAUUCUGCUGAAGAAUGCCGUAAAACAGGAGGACAAUGGGUAGGAGGCUUUGAUAUAAGUGGACAUUUUUGUUUUCUAAUGAAUAUUAGUUUAAUUUUAUGGUGCGAACUAUAUAUAUACUACAACUAUGUCAAUAAGAAAAAUAUUCAAAAUUUUAUGACUGGAUGGAUUACAAAUGGAAUAAUCGUGAUUCUGGCAGUAUUGAUGAUAUGGACUAUGUUAUUGUUUAUCACUGCUGUAUAUUAUCAUACUCUGAUGGAAAAACUACUAGGAUGUGUGUUGGGUUAUACGUGCUUCUACGUAAUGUACCAACUGAUCCCUGACUACCCUGCCCUAAGUAAAUAUCUAUAUUAG